UUUAGUCGAAAGUUAAACAUCGUUGCUUAAACAUCAACGAAAAUUAAAUAAUUAAAAUCAUUUAAAAUUAAAUAAUAAAAAAUUUUAAAAUUUAUUUUCAUGUAUUCACGUUAUUUCAAAAGAAUAAGAAGAAAAAUUUGUCAUUAAAUAAUUAUUUUAAGUAUAUUUUAUUGAUCAUAUAUUGAGAAAUGAAUAAUUAUUUAAAUAAAGACUGACAAAUAUUUUGUAACGAAAAAAAAAAAAUACAUUGAAAGACUGAAGGACAAUAAUAAUAAAAAUUUUGUUAUAAAUUAAAAAAGGAAUAAAAGUAGGAAGUGAUAAUGGAUCUUGUUUACAUGCCGGAAGUAUUGUCUUAUGGCUCAUUGAGAGCUCCAGUUUAUCGAGAUUAUGAACAACCCUGGAACCGUGAUUAUUUCAAUGAUGGAAAAAAUUCAUGUACAACAACUCGUUAUCAGCAGGAGCAAUAUCAUCAUCAAAUGCAAAAAUUAAAAGGUGAAAAAAAGGAGCAUUGUUAUUUGUGUAAAGAGAGUAAAAGAAGAACACUUGGUGCUUAUUUACGUGGUAAAUCUCGUACAACAUCAUGCAGUGAAAUUCAUGAGGAAAAAGAGGAAGAAAAUGAUGACGAUGAUGAUGAAGUUCAUGAACAACAAAAAGAUAAACAACAAAAUAAAGAAAUUCAUAAAAAUGAUAACAAAGAUAAUAUAAUCAAAGAGAAAAAUACUAAGACUGAUAAAAUUAAUAUUAAUUAAUUAAAUACAAGUUUAAAGGAUUUUAUUAUAAAUUUAAUGAUUAAACUAUUUUUAAAAUAUCAAUUUAUUCAAGUAUAAAUAAUAAUUGAUAUUAAUAAAUGAAAAUAUAUUUAUAAAUUAUGUGAAAAAAAAAGUUUUAAGAUUAGAUAAUAUAAUUUUAUAAAGUUUAAUGUAAUAUUAUGUAAAUUUAAAAUAUGUCAUUUGCAUCAAUGAUAAGAAAAGAAAUAUUAUUUUUCAAUUUCAUUUGGAAUAUUCUGCUGAUAUUUUUAUGAAGAGAUAAAAAUAUUUUUUAAGUUGUUAAUAUUUCUAUCAAGGCUAAAUGUCGAGACACACCCAACUGCUUUCAUUCGAAAAAAAAAAAUAAUAUACUCUUGGAUUAAUCAUAUGGUAUUUUUUUUUUUUGUGGUUUAAAUAAUUUGUAAAAUUUAUUUUUAGAAUUUUAAAAAUUCAUUAUUGCUUAUUUAUCUUGUAUUAUUCAAUUAUUAAUUUUUAUUUGAUUUUAUUUCAUUUUAUAUUGAUAAAAAGAGAAAUUAUAAAUUUAUAUAAUGUAUAAAAUUGAGUAACUGAUAGUACAAGUUAUUUUCACUUUUUUUUUAUUCAAAAAAAUUAUUAUAACGACUGAAUAAUUAAAUAACUGGAAGGAUUUAAU
Molecule: messenger RNA, 1398 nt
Organism: Aphidius gifuensis
Lineage: Eukaryota; Metazoa; Arthropoda; Insecta; Hymenoptera; Braconidae
Exons: 2
Coding region: 321-749 (142 amino acids)
Source: RefSeq, a predicted model, not a curated record